Molecule: messenger RNA, 2376 nt
Organism: Talpa occidentalis (Iberian mole)
Lineage: Eukaryota; Metazoa; Chordata; Mammalia; Eulipotyphla; Talpidae
Gene: HDGF
Product: heparin binding growth factor
Exons: 6
Coding region: 311-1030 (239 amino acids)
Biological process (GO): regulation of transcription by RNA polymerase II
Cellular component (GO): nucleus
Molecular function (GO): transcription coregulator activity; double-stranded DNA binding
Source: RefSeq, a predicted model, not a curated record
GAGUGGGGACCGGGCGGGGGGUGGAGGAAGAGGCCUCGCGCAGAGGAGGGAGCAAUUGAAUUUCAAACACAAACAACUGCACGAGCGCGCACCCACCGCGCCGGAGCUUUGCCCCCGACUCGCGCCCGCCCCGUCCGUGCGGCGCGCGGGCGGAGACGCCGUGGCCGCGCGGGAGCCCGGGCCGGGGGCCGCCAUCGAGGCGGGGGCCGCGCGAGGGCCGGAGCGGAGCGGCGCCGCCACCGCCGCACGCGCAAACUUGGGCUCGCGCUUCCCGGCCCGGCGCGGAGCCCGGGGCGCCCGGAGUCCCGCCAUGUCGCGAUCCAACCGGCAGAAGGAGUACAAAUGCGGGGACCUGGUGUUCGCCAAGAUGAAGGGCUACCCACACUGGCCGGCCCGGAUUGACGAGAUGCCUGAGGCUGCAGUGAAGUCAACAGCCAAUAAAUACCAAGUCUUUUUCUUUGGGACACAUGAGACGGCAUUCCUGGGCCCCAAAGACCUCUUCCCUUACGAGGAGUCCAAGGAGAAAUUUGGCAAGCCCAACAAGAGGAAAGGGUUCAGCGAGGGGCUGUGGGAGAUCGAGAACAACCCUACCGUCAAGGCUUCUGGCUACCAGUCCUCUCAGAAAAAGAGCCUUGUGGAAGAGCCUGAGCCUGAGCCUGAAGCCACAGAGGGCGACGGGGAUAAGAAGGGGAAUGCGGAGGGGAGCAGUGACGAGGAAGGAAAGCUGGUCAUUGAUGAGCCAACCAAGGAGAAGAAUGAGAAGGGGGCGCUAAAGAGGAGAGCGGGGGACCUGCUGGAGGACUCUCCCAAACGUCCCAAGGAGGCAGAAGACCCUGAAGCAGAGGAGAAGGAGGUGGCCACCUUGGAGGGCGAGAGGCCCCUCCCUGUGGAGGUGGAGAAGAACAGCACCCCCUCUGAGCCUGGCUCUGGCCGGGGUCCCUCUCAGGAGGAAGAAGAGGAGGAAGAGGAAGAAGAGGCUGCCAAGGAAGAUGCUGAGGCCCCAGGCAUCAGAGAUCAUGAGAGCCUGUAGCCACCAAUGUUUCAAGAGGAGCCCCCAUCCCGUUCCUGCUGCUGUCUGGGUGCUACUGGGGAAACUGGCCAUGGCCUGCAAACUGGGAACCCCUUCCCUACCCCAGCCCACUUUCCUCUUCCACUCACUCUCCCCCUUCCAAAUCCAUCCCCUGGAGAUAGACCUGGAUGGGGCCAGCUACCUGGCCCUCAUCUCCAUGUCCCCAUGCCCCUGUGAUCUGAGUCAGGGCCAUGUCUUCUGCGCCAUGGGAUGAGAUGGGACUAUUGUGUCUCUCCUGGCUUGGAGCUAUUUUCCAGAAGCCAGCUGUUUGACCCCCUGACAACUCUCUUCCCCUUACCCAGGUAUUCGGAACCUCUGGGUGGGUUGGAAUCCAGGUAGGAGUGGAAGGGGGAUGGCGGUUAAACAGCAGGGUGGAUUCAUGGGGCCUGGAAGGGGCAAUCCUCAAAUUGGGGUUGGAGGGUAGUAUCUUGAGCUCCUAUUCCUUCCUCCCACACCUGUUACCCCAACUGCCUAGAUUCAGGGAAAAUGGAACAACUUAUGAGGGAGGAGCUCCCUUCCAUAAAUCUUGGAUGAUUGACAACACCCAUUCUUCCUUUUGAUGACUCCAGGAGUUCUGGGAAUUGUAGUUUAUCAUCAUGAGAUUUUGGAACUUCCAAGUUGUUUGGGCCAAGGACCUGCUAUCUGAAGGGUUGACUUCACCCAGCGCAGGUGGGAGUGUUGAGUAACUGUCCCCCUUUAGAUCACUGGCCAGAGAUGGAAUGCCCUGGGGAGAUUCCUAACUGCCCCUCUACCCCUCCCCACAGUGCUCAAGGCCAGCUUGCAGUCACAUGUCACCCAGACGUAAAAGAAAAGACACAUUUUUUAGGAAAUGUUUUUAAUAAAAGAAAAUUACAAAAAAAAAAUUUUAAAGACCCCCCCCAUCCCUUCUUGUGCCCCGACUCUGCUCCUUUAUUCCCCACUGUUGCCCCCAUUUCUGAGGUGCACUGGGAGGCUCCUCUUCUGUUUGGGGCUUGAUGACUUUUCAUUUUGUAGCUGGGGCUUUGGUGUUCUUUCCGGUGUCAUUUCCCAUCCACAUACCCUCUCCUGGUCCCUUCAGUGUUGUCACCAGAUUCAAUUUGUAACCCACUGAGAGGACAGGGAAAUAAGUGCCCUCCCCCAACCUUUUUCUGGUGGCCAUCAUACCUCUCUUCUGUCUCUUGUCUCUCUCACCCUUGCCCCUCUCCCUUGGGCUCUCAUGAAAAUUGCUGACUGUAGCUUUGGAAGUUUAGCUCUGAGAACCGUAGAAGAUUUCAGUUCUAGGAAAAUAAAACCCGUUGAUUACUACAUUGGAUUCUGACUGAUUCUUG